Opisthorchis viverrini is the source of this 2393-nucleotide messenger RNA. RefSeq lists its product as hypothetical. The record is from RefSeq and is a predicted model, not a curated record. The coding region runs from base 1 to 2235 and encodes 744 amino acids. The transcript has 5 exons. Gene Ontology annotation, molecular function: monocarboxylic acid transmembrane transporter activity. NCBI's taxonomy places the organism in Eukaryota, Metazoa, Platyhelminthes, Trematoda, Opisthorchiida, Opisthorchiidae. Gene Ontology annotation, biological process: monocarboxylic acid transport; transmembrane transport.
AUGUGCCUCAGAGUUCAAUUUAUCAAUAGGGGGCGAGCGUGGAUCUGUGAUUUAUGCGCUUUCCUCCUGGUUGGUAUGCACUAUGGGAUUCUAAAUUGUGGAUCACUGUACUACCCUGGAAUGAUGGAGGCUACUGGUUACCCAAUAAGCGUAGUAACAUGGCUUGUCACCGGGCAAUUCUCAGUUGCCUUCUGUUUUGCACCAGUUUAUAACAAGAUUUUGGAUGUGAUCCCUUAUCGCAUCGCAACAAGCACAGCAGCCGUACUCACGUCCAUUGGAAUAAUCACCGCCACAUUUCUGAAUAACUAUUUCGCCUUCAUGAUACCCUUCACAAUUAUUGGAGGAAUCGGUCUUGGUAUCAGUGUAGUACGAGUGCUCGCAAUUGUGGCAGAACACUUUGACCGUUAUCGAAUCUUUGCCCUUGCUUUGGCAAGUAGCGGGGCUGGGUUUGGGACUUUCGUCUACUCAGCACUGGGAACUCAGCUAAUCGAAACCUACACUUGGAGGGUGGCGCUAACGAUCAUUGGAGCACUUCAUCUGAACAUCAUUCCUCUGAAUCUGGUCCUGCGACUACUGCCGCCCGAACCGUUGAGACAGACCAAUACCCAUGCUGCAAACCAACCAAUCUUGUCCACAAACAAACGGGAGAAAAAACGCAGUCAGUCUGGAUCAAUUUUGUCCCUAUCUGGAUGCAGCUUCUUGAGUAAACCUGAUGGCGUCAGCGGUCCAGCUCAGAGUGUAUGCAACCAGCAAACGGAAAAGGACACGUCACCUCGUGACUUGAAAAUGAUGGUCGAGUUCCUUCAGGCAUCAGAAACUAUCGUUGAUCAGAGCCAAGUGCCGACGUCAUCCCUAACAUUUUUCAGUAAAGCCAAUAAGGAGAUAUUUGAUUUGAUCAGGCAGCUUGCGAAAGAAACACUAGGUGAAGCUGAAACAGAAACCAGGCAAACUCUAAUUCCCAUGGUCUUUGUAUUUGGUAAAAUCGGGAAUUCCGGGAUACCUGAUCUGGUUCAACUUCAAAACCUAUGGAAGCCAGUUGUUUUCAGAGAUGGGUUCGCUGUAGCUAUGAUGUCAAAGUACGACCGAAGUCAAGUAUGGCGACGUCGAGUUGAGGGUCGCAUACAAGAACUUGCACACGAGUUCAACGCGCAUGGUAUUGGAGUUUCUCCAGCACGCAUACUGGUAAUGAUUGAUCGGUUGGAGAACCAGAUGCAUUCAGAAUAUCCUAAUUUUGGGUCGGGAGAUCGUCCAAGUGUUCGGUAUGUUUAUUAUGGUUCAGAUGAAGUCCCCACCCUCAAAGAAGCUAAAUCAGAGGAUGUCAGGACAGACGGCACUAAGGUGGAAGAAAAACUUGAGGCAGACACAAACCCCAUAAUGAAUGCAAAAAUGCCACCUUCAGCUGAGUUGUCAGUGGGCCGCAGAAGAGCAACUGACAUGACAUCAUCUAUUUUUCUAGUUAGUAAUCCAGAGGAUUCAGUCGAUUACGCGACACCGAAGCUAGAAGAACUUGUACCGAAGUGCUCUGAGACGGCUACUGUCCAGGAAAACAUGCCAAAAUUCAUCCAGCUGGAUCUUAUGUUCCUGUCGUUCUUGCUAUCCCGAACGCUUGGCUACAUUACCGACUCUGUUGUGUUGGCCCACCUGAGUAACUUCGGACUAAGUUUGGGAUUCGGUACUGAUGAAGCAUCCCAUCUUUUGACGUACAUUGGAAUAACGGCAAUGCUUGGUCGGUUUUUCAACGCUUGUUUAGUUCAGUUUGUUCCGAACUUGGAUAUGAGGAUUUACAUCUCAGUCUGUAUGUUUCUGCUGUCCACUGGCAUGAUCAUCAUGCCUUUCUAUCCUACUAAACAGGUACUUUCAGUCUUCGCUAUUGUUUACGGGCUCUUGAUGAGCCCGAGCUCUGUAUUGGCUCCCGGCUUAACAUAUGAAAUCGUCGGACCGAAACGAUAUGAGGCAGGAGUAGCCUAUCUGUUCCAGUUUGAAGCAGUGGGUUUUUUAAUUGGUGGUCCAAUUGGAGGCAUCAUAAAGGAGAUUAAUGGUCGCUACUACGAGUGCUUCAUGUUCGGUGCAGCUGCCGGCUUCGUCACAGGGCUUAUUCUCGUGUUGCAGAGGUUGUGGCUAUCUCUCCGCUUCAAUCAGUGUUUAGGUCAAGGGGAGAAGAAGACUAUUUACAAAGUGUCGAAGAACAUGUUAUCCGAGACCAACGGAGAUGUCACCGUUGCGGUGCAUCCCUAGACAGCACGCCCAGACACCGAACGCUAUUUCAUAGCCGUCUUGUGCUAUUUACGGUGUAGUCAGUCUAUCUUUUCGAAGCAAAUUUUCUUAUACCUUUGCAUCACAUUACAAAACCUAAUUGUCGUGUAUCGGUAAAAUAUAGAGAUUUCGUACAUCGC